Pararge aegeria (speckled wood butterfly) is the source of this 3807-nucleotide messenger RNA. RefSeq names its product indole-3-acetaldehyde oxidase-like. The record is from RefSeq and is a predicted model, not a curated record. NCBI's taxonomy places the organism in Eukaryota, Metazoa, Arthropoda, Insecta, Lepidoptera, Nymphalidae. The coding region runs from base 1 to 3807 and encodes 1268 amino acids. The transcript has 16 exons. Gene Ontology annotation, molecular function: FAD binding; 2 iron, 2 sulfur cluster binding; iron ion binding.
AUGAAUUUCGUAGAGUUUACCGUGAACGGGAAAAAAUGUACAGUCAACAACUCCCUCCAUCGGGAGACGACCCUGAACGCGUUCCUCAGGUAUCACUUGGGACUCCCCGGCACAAAGUCCAUGUGCAGGGUGGGUAUAUGCGGAGCGUGUAUUGUGAAUGUGACUGCACAGAGAGAGACCAGUGGCACCGUGGAGACAUUCUCCGUUAAUUCCUGCCUGGUGCUUGUUUUAUCCUGCCACGGGUGGGACAUUACCACUAUAGAGGGAGUUGGCAACCGACUGAAGGGUUACAGCGAUGUUCAGAAACGCAUAGCCGCAUUUAAUGGAACCCAGUGUGGAUAUUGUACGCCCGGAUGGGUUAUGCAUUUAACAAGUCUCAUAAACAAGGGUCUCAAUAUGGCUGAGUUGGAGAACUCGUUUGGCUGUAACACAUGUCGAUGCACCGGAUAUAGACCAAUAUUAAAAACGAUUCAGUCAUUCGCUGUAGAUGCCAGUCCUUCCCUGCGUAAAGAAGUUGAGGAAAUAGAAGAACUUAGUUCUUGUUUUAAUGAUAAAACCAAAAUUUGCGACCGUAAGUGCUCUACAUGCAGCGACGAUGAUUGGAGUUUAAUUUACGCUUCAAAUGUAGGUGAUAAAGUAAUUACAAUUGACUAUGGAGACAACACCUUUAUUAAAGUCUUUACUAAGGAUCAAAUUUUAGAUAUGUUUAAUACUUAUAAUUCUAAACCAUAUAUGUUAAUUGAUGGAAAUACUGGGAAAGGACUUAUUAAAGAUUUUGAAUAUCCAAAAGUUCUGAUAGACAUCAGAGAUGUCGGAGCUCUGAAGCACUAUAACUAUGAUCAAAACCUAGUUCUCGGGGCCAAUAUCUCUCUAGAAGAUUGUUUGACUAUAUUCAAGCAAGCUGCUUUUACGAGGGACGAAUUUGCGUAUUUAGGGGAAUUUGCGAAACAUUUCGACUUGAUCGCACAAAUGCCAGUCAGAAAGAUAGGUUCUUUAGCAGGCAACAUAAUGUUGAAGCACAGGAAUCCUGACUACCAAUCUGACGUAUUUGUAUUGUUUGAAGCGAUAGGAGCUACUAUCACCAUACAUGAUUCAAAGGGUAUGAAUACUACAUAUUCUAUGGCCUAUUUUCUGCAAAUCGAUAUGCAACAUAAAUUGAUCGUGAGUUUUCAAUUACCGCCACAAGAUUCGCUUCAUAUAUUUAGAAGUUAUAAGAUAAUGCCAAGGAGCCAGAAUGCUUUGGCAAUUGUAAAUGUUGCGUUUAGUGUUAAAUUCGACAGUGAUAAUCUUAUUGACUCAAUAAGUAUUGUUUAUGGUAACAUUGCACCCGAUUUUAUUCAUGCUAGCCAAACAGAAGCAUAUUUGAGAGGAAAAAAAUUAAUUCACAAUCAAGUAUUGCAAGAGGCAAUUAAUUCAUUAAAUAAAGAAAUAGUACCAAAGGAUAGUCCACCUGAACUAUCGCCAUGGGCAAGAAAGAAAUUGGCAAUAGGACUAUUCUAUAAGUUCGUUCUAAGUUUAACUCCAGAUGGAACCAUCUCCUCGCGAUACCAAUCUGGUGGUGAAUUAAUUAUACGACCUUUAUCAAGCGGUAUGCAGAAUUUCCAAACAGAUCCUAAACUAUAUCCUCUUAACCAGCCCAUAAUGAAAUUAGAAGCUGUUAUUCAAAGUUCUGGAGAAGCGCAGUAUGUUAAUGAUAUACCAUCGAUGUUAAAUGAAGUAUUUGGUGCUUUUGUACUAUCGAGUGUCCACAAUGGCGAUGUAGACGAAGUUGAUAUUGCAAAUGCGUUGAAAUUAGAAGGCGUUUUGGCUCUAUAUACAGCUAAAGACAUACCCGGAGUAAAUUCUUUUACCUUUCCUGGAAUACAACUUGAAACUGAAGAUGAGGAGAUAUUGGCAGACAAAAAUAUAAAAUUUCAUGGACAACCGGUAGCAAUAGUUGUAGCCAUAAGUCAAGAUUUAGCUAUAAAUGCAGCUAAAAAAGUAAAAGUGACAUACAAGAAUGUUCGAAAUACAUUACCAGUUUUAACUAUUAGUCAAGCCAAAAAAUUUAGUGACAGAAUUAUAUCUGGCUCUACGAUUGAGCCAAAAGGCAGAGGCAAUAAUGUUAAAAAAUUAAUAAAAGGCGUGUUUGACGCAAAGGCCCAAUAUCUUUAUUAUAUGGAACCUCUGUCAUGUGUAGUCAUUCCUGUAGACAACAGUUUGGAAGUAUAUGAUACGACUCAAUGGAUGGAUUUGACACAAAUUGCAGUUGCAAGAUGCUUAAAUAUGUUGGAAAGCGAUGUUCUUGUAAAAGUUCGCCGCAUAGGGGGUGGUUUCGGUGGAAAAGUAAGUCGCAAUGUGCAAGUAGCGUGCGCUAGCGCAAUUGUUGCUAAGAGACUGGAUCGUCCUUGCAGAUUUAUCUUGCCAUUAGAGACCAAUCUUGCUAUUGCCGGAGGAAGACUGCCGUUCGAGUGCGAGUAUGAGGUGGGUGUUGAUGAUGAUGGUAAAAUACAACACUUAAAUGCUUCUAUCACGGAGGAUGCUGGCUGUUCUCAAAACGAGAACAUUUUGAGCUACGUUGCGAGUAGCUUCCGCAGCUGCUAUAACACCGAUUAUUUUAAUCUGAAGACGUAUGCUGUACGAACUGAUUUGAAUUCUAAUUCUUACGCUAGGGCACCUGGUACACUGGAAGGCAUCAUGGGCAUAGAAAACAUUAUGGAGCAUAUCGCUUUUGCCUUAAAAAAAGAUCCCACCGAAGUCCGUUUAGCCAACAUGCGAACAGAAGACAAUGAUUUACCAUCGCUCAUAGAAACCCUGACUUUAAAAGCAGAUUACGAGAACAGAUUAAAAGAAGUCAAAACAUUUAACAAGAAUAAUAGAUGGAUGAAGAAAGCUAUCAAUAUUAACGUGAUGCUAUUCCCAGUAGAAUAUUAUGGGAACUAUACAGCCAUGGUUUCUAUAUACCGCGGUGAUGGUACAGUAACCAUAUCGACUGGGGGAGUUGAAAUGGGUCAAGGCGUUAAUACCAAAGCAGUUCAAGUAUGCGCUUAUGAAUUAGGAAUCCCACUCAAUCAAAUAUCAAUUAUUCCUAACUACUCAUUCGUAGCAGCGAAUAACGUUUUUUCCGGCUCCAGUAUAGUGAGCGAAUGUGUUUGCUAUUCUAUAAUAAAAGCGUGUAACACUUUGAAGCAACGCUUGAAGCCUAUAAAAGAAAAGUUGGGCAAUCCUACGUGGUUGGAGUUAAUACAGAAAGCCGGUGAGGAAGAAAUUGAUUUGACCGCGAUUUACACGAUGGUUGAUACCGAACCGGAUUUGCGUAACUACAGCGCAUUCGCAGUUUCAAUUUUGGAAGUUCAACUGGACGUUCUCACUGGAAAGUUCCAAAUUUGUAGAUGCGACAUAUUGGAGGAUGUUGGAUUGAGUGCCAAUCCAAAUAUUGAUGUUGGCCAGGUAGAAGGUGCUUACGUGCAAGGUUUAAGUUAUUUGACCCAAGAACAUUUUGUUUACGACAAAAAAACAGGCAAACUGAUGUCAAACGAUGCACUCACCUACAAAGUGUGUCUGGCUAAGGACAUUCCAGUGAUAUUUGGGGUUCACUUGAGAUACAAUUCCAAAAACACUAAAGGCGUUUUAGGGUCGAAAGCUGUCGGAGAAAUGGGCGUAUGUUCCGCGCUUGGUAUAAUUUAUGCAUUGAGGCAAUGUAUAAUGGAAUCACGCAAAGAGUCUGGAUACGAUCCUAACGAAUGGAUUGAUCUUGAAUUACCUCUCACAACGGAGUCGAUAUUAAAUGCGCUGGAUGUGAAACUGAACGAGUUACAAUUAUUGUAA